Anopheles arabiensis is the source of this 1465-nucleotide messenger RNA. RefSeq lists its product as uncharacterized. NCBI's taxonomy places the organism in Eukaryota, Metazoa, Arthropoda, Insecta, Diptera, Culicidae. Bases 47 to 1465 code for a protein of 472 amino acids. The transcript has 2 exons. The record is from RefSeq and is a predicted model, not a curated record.
CGACAACUUUUCAGUAGAUGGUUUACCAUUGCACAACAGUAGUAGCAUGCAAUUUUGGCCCAUAUUAUUUAAAAUCAACGAACUACCCAAAGCACCGGUUAUGACAGCCGCUAUCUUCUGUGGUCUUAAAAAGCCGGAUAGCAUCGAUGAGUAUCUCGGGCCGUUGGUAAACGAAUUAAACCUUUUGCAUUCUAACGGAAUCAAAAUCAACGGAGAACUUAUCACCAUUACGCUAAGUGCUAUCGUUGCUGACACUCCAGCCAGGGCUUUUAUAAAAGGCGUUAAAGGACAUACUGCAUACGCAUCUUGUAUGAAAUGCACUAAAAAUGGAGUAUUCAACAAGGAGUCUAAAACAACGGUAUUUUGUAGGAUCAACGCACCUAAAAAAACUGAUGAAGGCUUCAGAGCCGAUAAUUACCCUGGGUACCGAAUCAUACCGACUCCCCUUUUGCAACUGGCACAAUUCGACAUGAUACGUGAUAUCAUUGUGGCAGAUCGGUUGCAUCUCAUCGACCUCGGGAUCAUGAAGCGUUUACUUUUGGGAUGGCGAGACGGCAAGUUGGGCAUAAAAGCUUGGAACAAACAACAAAUUGAGUUGAUAGAUAAAGCAUUGGACAAGAUUCGGCAACCAUCAGAAGUGCAUCGAAAGCAGCGUCCUAUAAAGUACAUCAAGUACUGGAAAGCAUCUGAGUGUGCAUUUUUUCUCCACUAUCCGGCGAUCGCAGUACUGAAAGAUCAUCUACCACAAAAUGUAUACAAACAUUUCUUGUUUUGUGCUAUAACAAUUCUAUCUACAAGACUCUACAAGCAAAAAUGGCCUCUCGCUGGACAACGGCUGGAUAAAUUCGUAGCGGAUUUCCCCACAGUCUAUAACGAGCGAUAUAUGACGAACAACAUCCACAUUUUGCAGCACGUAUUUGAAGACGUUGAUCGUUUUGAACCCUUGUCAGAAAUUUCUACUUAUCCAUUCGAAAAUAUGAUCCAAUACCUGAAAAAUUUAUUUCGUAGUGGAUGGAAGAAUCUUGAGCAGGUCAUCAACAGACUUUCAGAGUUGGAUGAAUUCGAAAUGCCAAAGGAAAGUAGCAAUGUAAAAUAUCCUACAAUCUGCACCAAAGGAAAAAUAACGACUGUUCAUGUCCGAGAAAAUUUCAAUUUGCAGAACAAUGAUAAAAAUUGUUGGUUUCUUACGAAGGACUGCUGCAUAAAAAAAUUUAAAUCAACAAAUACGGAAACGGUUGCCGGUGGUAAACUGUCCAUAAGUGGCCAAAAGCUCGCAGUUAAAGGAUUAACAUUUAGCGAGUCAUUUGAUUUUAGCGAGUUAUUUAUAUUUAAGGGGAACACUGAAAGCCUUGAAAAUUAUCGUUUAGAAUUAAAUGCUGGUUUUAUUAAAUGUAAGUUAGUAUGUAUUAAAGGAACAACCCCGAAUGAUACUAUGUUUAUUCCGCUAGUGCAUACAUUGAUAUAG